AUGUGCUACAAAGUCGUUGAACGCUACUCUGUCUGCAAAUGCAUCUAUUUCCAACACUCAACUGACCCCUGCGCCGCUUAUGGUCAACGUGGUCACUCUGUCCAGGAAAAGACCGUGUUGGUGGGUUAUGCUUGCUCGAUUCACUCUGCGCGCGGUGCCUCUUCCUCGCCUUCUGCCGGCCGCUGGCCGGAUUCCGGCUAUUCUAGUUCCAAGGGAUCAGGACGGUAG
This is a messenger RNA of Penicillium longicatenatum, 228 nucleotides long. RefSeq lists its product as uncharacterized. NCBI's taxonomy places the organism in Eukaryota, Fungi, Ascomycota, Eurotiomycetes, Eurotiales, Aspergillaceae. The record is from RefSeq and is a predicted model, not a curated record. The transcript has a single exon. Bases 1 to 228 code for a protein of 75 amino acids.